CGAAUAAGACUUGAGUAAAGGAUUAGGACAAACACCAUUUUAUCAAAGAUCCAGAACUUCUAUUGCUAUCCCCCCCAAAGACAUUCGACUGAGAUAUCCCCAAAUCCAAUGUUCCUUUUUCUUUUCUUUCAAUUAAACACACACAGGCCCACGUACUACACGAGAGAGAGUCGGAGAACACAGAAUUAGAGAGAGAAAGAGAAGUGUGUCUGAGAGAGAAAGGGGACCAGCCAUGGCCUCCGGCCGGCCACCCGAUUCCGGCGACGGUUGUGAUGAGUGGCUAGAACAAGUAGGAUCGUCGCACCCGACGACGGCAUGACGGUUGCAAUGAGUGGCUAGAACAGAUAUGCCUAAACAUCAAGGGUCAGUUAGCUCCAAAUCAAACCGGCGUCGUAUAGGUUCAGGUAUUCUUUCUGCAAAUCGGCGAUUUGAUCUGUGACAAUGGCGGCAAGGGUUUUAUCAUCGGAAGCGGUUAUAGCUUACCGGAAUCUGCUCAGAGCCACUCGGAAAUCGUUCGCCGGAGACACCGUGAUGCUCCAAGGAUCGGCGGAAGAGGUGCGGAAGAAAUUUGAGGAGAAUCGUCACGUGACAUCGGAGCCGGAGAUCCGGAAACUUCUAGACGAAGCACGUGAAGCGUCUGAUUUCAUAUCGAACAUGAUUGUUCAGGCGAAACUCAAUUCGCGCGGCGGUUACGAAGUGAAGCCCAGCAAGGACCAUGCAGGAUUAACACUUGAAGUCCCUUCUGAAGAAAUUUUAAAAAAAUCUUCUUGAUAAAGAAGUAUAAAAGGCUAGAAGCUAGUAAGUGAGCGUAUUUGUUGUUCUGUGACAUUAUAUGCUCAUAUUUUUUUUGUUCUGUAACCAAUCAUAAUUUUUAAGUUUUCUUUCAAUCAACUUAUAUAACUCUACCUUGAGUCAUAUUUUUCUAAUAAAUAAGACUUAUUACAUUAUA
This is a messenger RNA of Helianthus annuus (common sunflower), 949 nucleotides long. Its product is annotated as mitochondrial zinc maintenance protein 1, mitochondrial. The transcript has 3 exons. The record is from RefSeq and is a predicted model, not a curated record. Gene Ontology annotation, biological process: mitochondrial respiratory chain complex III assembly. NCBI's taxonomy places the organism in Eukaryota, Viridiplantae, Streptophyta, Magnoliopsida, Asterales, Asteraceae. Bases 442 to 771 code for a protein of 109 amino acids.